GUGCUGGACACCGCCUGCAAAGUGCAAAGCCCCUGCGUGUCCGAACCGAACCUUCACGUUCUCUAAAAUAUCUUUAUUAUUUUAUUCCAUUCCAUUCUAUAUAUUUUAUUAGAGAUUAUAUUCAGAUAUAUAAAUUUUUUUAAGCUGCAGUCUCUGAUACUUGCCGAAUCUCGCAAGUGGCUAGCUAGCUCCACUUGCUUUUCCUGAGCACUCUCCUGCUGAAAGCCGCCGAGACUGGCACAGCUGAACUGGAGAUCUCGAAUCUAGGGUUACGAAUCUUCCAAGCUUUCAGAUUGAGCUGUUCUAGAGAGAGAGAGGGAACGAGGGUUUCGCAGAGCGGGAUAGAGGAGGAGGAGGUGGAGGAUGAAGAUACAGUGCAACGUGUGCGAGGCGGCAGAGGCGAACGUGGUGUGCUGCGCGGACGAGGCGGCGCUGUGUUGGGCGUGCGACGAGAAGGUGCACGCGGCCAACAAGCUGGCCAGCAAGCACCAGAGGGUUCCUCUCUCCACUUCGUCCUCGCAGAUGCCUAAAUGCGACAUUUGUCAGGAGAUGGUUGGCUAUUUUUUCUGUCUUGAGGAUCGGGCUCUGUUCUGCAGGAAGUGUGACUUAGCCAUACAUACAGCAAAUGAUUAUGUGUCUGCACAUCAGAGAUUUCUGCUUACUGGAGUGAAAGUAGGUCUUGAGCCAAUGGAACCCAGUCCAUCCCCAUCGUCCAGCAAGUUGCAUUCUGGGGAAAAAAUCUCACAAAUCUCUGAAACAAAAUCUUCCAUGCUCAGGAGGAGUAACCUAAUGUCAUUAGGUGGUGAGCACAGUAAAGUAUUUCCUGUCCAAGUUGGUGGAGUUGAGGGACUUGCACCAGCAAAAGUGUCAUUUGCUGGGGGAUCUGAUGCUGGUAGCAUUCAACCAUGGCAUGUAGAUGAAUUUCUUGGACUACCUGAAUUCAAUCAUUAUAGCUACAUGGAUCAUGGUUCCUCCAAGGCGGAUAGUGGGAGACUUGGAGAAUCUGACUGCUCCCCAAUUUCAAGAGCUGCUGAGGGAGAGCUGGAUGCUGAUGAGUGCUUGGGUCAGGUGCCAGAGGCGUCCUGGAUGGUGCCACAGAUCCCUUCUCCGCCUACAGCCUCGGGGCUCUGUUGGCCUAAAAAUUCCCAGAUUCUAUCAGAUGGUGGAGUGUUUGUGCCGGAUGUGUUCUCCUUGCCUGUGCAAGAGUCUCGUCGUUUUCAAACCAAUGGCACCAAUUUAAAAAGGCAGUGGCAAUUCUAGCACCAUUUCCCUGUGCUUCUUGCUUCAUUUUGAUGUUCCAGCGUUUAACUGCUUAUAGCGAUGCUUGCUUCUAAUCCGUCAAGUAGUUGUAGAAUUUGUGGUCCAAUGUUUGGAAAAAUAUUAGCAUCCAGUUCGAGCUGUUUUGCCUUUUCUGUCUUUUUAGUUCUUUCUCAUUCCCCUACUGUUAUUAGGGCUAGUAAGAUAAAAUGUGAAGACUGCAGUGUUUUAAAGACUCGAGGGUGCAUCUUAAUUUGGGGAAGGGCGUGAAGCUGUCUAAGAUCACCAACAGUGUAGGUAAUCGCCAUUUCUCAUAAAUUUGUGAAAAAAUAAAAGCUGAUUUUUAGUCGCUUUAUAUUUUCA
Messenger RNA from Malania oleifera, 1620 nucleotides. RefSeq names its product B-box zinc finger protein 22. Bases 364 to 1260 code for a protein of 298 amino acids. Gene Ontology annotation, biological process: regulation of DNA-templated transcription; photomorphogenesis. The record is from RefSeq and is a predicted model, not a curated record. Gene Ontology annotation, cellular component: nucleus. Gene Ontology annotation, molecular function: zinc ion binding. Lineage: Eukaryota; Viridiplantae; Streptophyta; Magnoliopsida; Santalales; Ximeniaceae. The transcript has 3 exons.